This is a messenger RNA of Megalobrama amblycephala (Wuchang bream), 10756 nucleotides long. RefSeq names its product SH3 and PX domains 2Aa (gene sh3pxd2aa). The transcript is spliced from 16 exons. Bases 544 to 3966 code for a protein of 1140 amino acids. Gene Ontology annotation, cellular component: cytoplasm. The record is from RefSeq and is a predicted model, not a curated record. Gene Ontology annotation, molecular function: superoxide-generating NADPH oxidase activator activity; protein binding; phosphatidylinositol binding. NCBI's taxonomy places the organism in Eukaryota, Metazoa, Chordata, Actinopteri, Cypriniformes, Xenocyprididae. Gene Ontology annotation, biological process: superoxide anion generation.
CUCUUAAACUGCAACAGAGCCCUUGUCAAGAAGCCCAGCCCCAUUGCCCAAAUAUCCCAGUGUGUGCGCGCGCUUCCUGCCGAAUGGACUUGGCGGUGAAUGCGCCCCGGCCUUUAUGACGCGCGCCGCUCACGUUUGAGGAGAACCCCCAGACUUCAGCGACACUACUGUAGUCCACACAAAGAAGACGCGCUCGUUCCUUUAUGACGCGUCGAUCCGGAUUCCAGAAUGACACUGUAGAAGGUGUCUCGAUUCGAAUUCAGCUGGAACGCGGCGGUUCGAAAAUCCGCUCUGCGCUAUGAGAGAAAUGGAUACGAGCAUGUUGGUUUCCUGCAGACGGAUAUAAGUUUUGCAUCAUUUAUUACUCGAUCUUCACGUCAAGGGGGAAUAAACGGACUGAUUAAACUGACGGGCCGGGGGGCAACAAUCGUUUGCUUUCAUUGUGAAGAAAAACAGCGAUAUUAUUCGUGCAAACGUCUUCGUGACUGUCCAUUUAUUCGUUAUCUGAUUAGUAACGGCGCUUCUGAAGCCUCUGUUUUCACAAUGCAGUUUCGGACAGUUUUGGAUGUAAAAGUGGUGGAUGUGGAGAAGAGGAGGAAUCCGUCCAAACAUUACGUGUAUCUCAUCAAUGUCACGUACUCUGACUCCACAUCCCACGUCAUCUACAGAAGAUACAGUAAAUUCUUUGACCUUCAGAUGCAGAUUCUCGACAAGUUCCCAAUCGAGGGAGGGCAGAAAGAUCCCAAAAAACGGAUUAUCCCUUUUCUUCCAGGCAAAAUCCUAUUCCGACGAAGUCAUGUGAGAGACGUGGCCAUGAAAAGACUACGCUUUAUUGACGACUAUUGCAGAGCGCUGGUCCGGCUUCCUCCCCAGAUCUCGCAGAGUGAGGAAGUUCUCCGCUUCUUCGAGACCAAACCAGAUGAUAUCAACCCUCCCGUAGAGGAUUAUGGAUCCAAACGCAAGUCAGUUUGGAUGUAUGGCCUUCAGGACAGUCCAACCAAGUCUGAGGCCUCAGGACUGGACAGCAGUGAGCCCAUGGUGCUGGAGCAGUACGUGGUGGUGGCCAACUACGAGCGGCAGGAGAACUCGGAGAUUAGUCUGAAGGCUGGAGAGACGGUGGACGUGAUCGAGAAGAGCGAAAGCGGCUGGUGGUUUGUCAGCACAGCUGAAGAACAGGGCUGGGUUCCUGCCACGUACCUGGACUCUCAGAGCGGCACCAGAGAUGAUCUGGACCUGGGAACAUCUAGAUCUGGAGAAGUUACUAAGAGACGUAAGGCUCAUCUGAAGAGGCUCGACCGGAGAUGGACACUAGGGGGAAUAGUCAACCGCCAACAGAGCCGAGAGGAGAAAUAUGUCACUGUCCAGCCGUAUUCCAGCCAGGGAAAGGAUGAGAUUGGGUUCGAGAAAGGAGUAACCGUGGAGGUCAUCCAGAAGAACCUGGAGGGAUGGUGGUACAUCAGGUAUCAGGGUAAGGAGGGCUGGGCCCCAGCCUCAUACCUGAAGAAACUGAAAGAUGACCUUUCCCCAAGGAAGAAGACUCUGACUGGCCCCGUGGAGAUCAUCGGAAACAUAAUGGAGAUCAGUAACCUCCUCAACAAGAAGGCUGUAAGCGAGAAGGACAUUCAAACUGACGGAGAGGCCACCACCCCUGAGCGCCACAUUUCUAAAAGUGAAAUCAGUUUACCUAUCCCGUAUGCCCCAGAGGCUGGAGUGGCACCCACAGUGGUCACUGGUUUGGGAAUGAACUCUGGAUCUAGCGCCGCCCUACAGGAGAACAAGAGCAGGGCAGAGCCGGGGUCACCUGCCAUAGCCCGGGUGGCACCACACAGAGUUGAGAUAGGAUUUGAUGCCAUAGGAUCUCCAAACCUCAGACAGAAACCACCUCCUCGAAGAGAUGCAAAUCUGGCAUUCCAGUUGCCCAAACCUCCAGAGGCCCCUACUGUGGAAGCGGAGUACUACACCAUAGCAGAGUUUCAAUCCAGUAUCUCAGAUGGCAUCAGCUUCCGUGGAGGACAAAAGGCUGAUGUCAUAGAGAAGAACUCUGGUGGUUGGUGGUAUGUCCAGAUCGGGGAUAUGGAAGGCUGGGCACCCUGCUCCUACAUUGAUAAACGCAAGAAGCCCAACCUGAGCCGGCGAACCAGUACACUUACCCGCCCCAAAGUUCCACCCCCUGCUCCACCAGUCAAAAAACAGGAUUCUGAGGAAUCACCUUCUCUGUGUGGUUCCGCCUCCAAAGCCUCAGAAUCCCCCACUCAGCGUGUCUAUGAGGAGCCGGAAUAUGACGUUCCUGCCAUUGGUUUUGACUCCGAGCUGGACAGUAAUCCUCCAAAACAAAAAUCAAAUAAUUCCCCAAAACCAGAGCCCCGUAAGUUUGUAAUUAAAAGCAAUCCAGCAGCUGCCGAAAGGAUAGCACAGGCUGGUAAAGCGUCGCCUUUACUAAAAGUGAUGACCUCUCCCUUGAGGAAAAGAAACUCAUUGGAGGAUGUCAAUAGGGAGGAAGUGAUUUAUGAAAAUGAAGGGUUUAGGUUUUCCUCUGAUGACUUUGCCAGUGGUUGCGAUUCAGAUACCCCAAGGAGUCUCACGUUGGGUCGCAAACCUUUCGGGUCCUCUUCUGGAGGAGGGAAGCCCCACCGGAAAGUAACACCAGAUCUAAGCCGGAGCCAUUCUCUUGGUCGUGCUGAGAGACACAGCCCCAAGUCAUCGUCAGACGAAUCAGGACGCAAUCCCAAAAGAGAGCCUGUUAUGCGUAAAGACGUGGAGAUCCGAAUUGGCCAGAGUCCUUUAGCCAGGCCCAAACCAGUGGUUCGACCCAAACCUCUGCUUACAAAGUCAGAGCCACAAAGCCCAGAAAGAAUGGACAUCAGUAGCCUACGUCGCCAGCUUCGGCCCACCGGAAGUCUUCGGCAAGGAGCGGUCCGUGCAGUACGUGGUGAAGAUUCUGAGACUGCUUCAGUUGUGUCCUCUGAAGAUUCCAACUCCUCAAGAAGUACCUCCGAUCUCUCCAGCAUCUAUUCCAAAGGUAGCCGAGGUGGGGAAUCCGACCAUGAAAGUGUGCUCUACAGGACCACAGAUGCCUAUGAACGAGCCCAAGAGUCAGAGGUCAGCUUCCCAGCUGGUGUGGAGGUUGAGGUGCUGGAGAAGCAGGAAAGUGGAUGGUGGUAUGUCCGUUGGGGCAAUGAUGAGGGUUGGGCACCUACUUUCUACUUGGAGCCAGUCAAGCAUACCCAUGACGUCAGUGUUCAAGAAUCCCGUGAUGGCCCUCUUGUUGAUCUCAGUAGCACCAACAAGUCCAACAGCCUCGAGAAGAACGAGCAGCGUGUUCAGGCCCUUAACAACCUCAACCAGCAGAACUUGAGGAGUAUGAGCAACCCUAGCCCACCAAUCCCAUCCAAACCACCAGGGGGAUUUAGCAAACCAAAUGCAAUGCUGAACGGUUCAGGCGUACGGAUGCGGAACGGUGUCCGUCAGGCAGCAGUGCGACCGCAGUCAGUGUUUGUGUCUCCCCCACAGCCUCUGAAGGACACCAACAUCCAUACAGGGUCUUUGAGGAGAAACGAAUCACUGGGUGCUGGUGACCACUUGAGGUCCACAGGCGUAAGGCGAAACUCCUCCUUUACUGCCGUCCGACCGCAGCCAGCGACCGAUGUGCGGGUGAGGGCCGGGACCACCAUUACAGCACCCGUCGGAAGUUCAAGCCCCUUGAUUGCCCAGAGAAAUGGAAUUCCAAUCUCUACAGUAAGACCCAAGCCCAUCGAGAAGACACACCUCAUUCACAACAACCUUCGAGAGGUUUACGUAUCUAUUGCUGAUUACCGAGGCGAUGAAGAGACCAUGGGUUUCUCAGAGGGCACUAGUCUUGAAGUUUUGGAGAAGAAUCCAAAUGGAUGGUGGUACUGCCAGGUUCUCGAUGGCUUACAGGGACGUAAAGGCUGGGUACCGUCUAACUACCUGGAGAGAAAAAAGUAAUUCCCCAAAAGUGUUUUAAACAUGCACAAUUGUAAUCAAAAUGUAAAAAGACGAACUGGAGGACUUUUGGUUUGAAACGGGAGGAACAGAGCCUUUUAGAAAGGAGUUUACAUUAAAACUAGAGUAAUUGCAGGUGAAUGUUUAGCAAAAUACCUGCCGUAACUUUAUGCCAAAUGGGUGCCUUUCGUACAUCUUUCACUGAAUGUUAAGAGGAAUUGGUCAAAUACCAGUGAAACAAUGAAAAUACCAAACUUCAACUUAGUGCCAUAGGCCUACAAGUACAGAAAGCAACAAACUUAUUUUUGUUACACCAUUAAAAAGAGAGAAAGAUAAUUUCAGCAUAGGUGCAUAACAAAACGUGCAGAUUCAAUCUUGAGAACUCAAAAACAAGAAAUUUCUGUUAAAAUGUUUUGAACAGAAAAACCAACAUCAAAUUUUAUCUUAGCAUUGAGUGCGUUCAAAAAAACAAAGCAUAACUUUGUCGUUUUUUUUUAAAAACGUAUCACUUUUUUUAGAAAUUGUUUUGUGUUUUUGAUGUUUUUAUAUCUUCCUUAGAGAUGUAUUUCUGCUUUCUUGUAACAUCCUAACACAUCGAAACAUUCACUGAGUCACUUCCUGUCCUGAUCAGUUGUCGUAAAUAACGACGAUCAAUCUCUUUUGUCUUCCCCGUUCUUUAAAUAUUCGCAGGCCAAAAUGAGUAAAACACGUUAAAGGAAAACAGUCUGUGAAAGCUACAUGCAUAGAUCACCUCAUGCCCACCCACCUCUUUAUUGGGUUUAAACCCAAGUUUAGUUUACAAAGUGCAUCUGGUCAUGUUAGGAGGGUAGACAGCUUCAGAGGACAGGACUUUAGAUAUUGCUGCUCUGCGUGUGCUAAAUCGUCAUGAAAGUCAUGAAAUCAGGACUGGAAAAUCUUAUGUUUUGUUCAGCAUUUUAUCCCAGGGAAGUAGUAACAUAACAUUGAGCCCAAAAUGUGAUCACACCAAAGAAGAAUUACAUACACAUACAUUUUGUUUUAGAGUUAGUAUUUAUUUGUAUGGGUACAAAUACAGUGUAUUCGACAAAACCUAAACGAGGUUUCAGAACUGAGAACAAAGUAUAUUUAAUUGUUAUAUCUGGAAGCACUUGAUUUUUUUUAACCCAAAGAAAAGCACAUUAAUAUGCAAGGUUAAUUUCUACGUUAUGAUAUUGCUGGGCAGUAUUGAAUCUGAAGUUACACAAUAAGCAGUUUAAACUUCUAGCGUUUCAGAAAAGUGUUUCAUUUUCUGUCGACAAAGAUGUUAAAAUAGAAUCACAAAAUUGAUCUAUUAGUCCAUAGUCCAAUCUUUCUCUUCUUUUUUAGAUGUCUAAGCUCAGAAUGAUUACUUCUCCCUUAUUCAAUCGAAUAAUACUCAUUAACAACAGCAUCAAACAGCUGAUGUUCAAGACUGCUGAAAUAUUUUUCUAAUGAAUAGUGUGAGCUCUUAAUUGAGUUUCGCACUACUUUGAUUUAUUUUUCUGCUGGACAGUAUUUUAGUGUUAAACAGUUAAAACAUUAAUUACCUGCUAGAUUGCAGUUAUAUUCUAUUAAGCAGAAAGUUGUUUAUUUUGUCUUGUUUGUUUGUUUGUUGGUUGUUGUGUGAUCACACAUGGACAAUAAUGAUGAAUGAAGUUGUUCAUUUGUUGUGAAUCAAUGCAUUUGAACUUUUUCUUGAAUGCACUGGUUUAAAGAUGCAGUGUACUUCAUCAGCAUAUAAUUUAUUUAACAACAUUUUUGUUGUAUUUAUCAUUUUUAAUCGUUUUUAAAAAAAGUUUUUACUACUUCUGUCAUGCAAAGAUGACAUUUUAUUGUCAUUUGACACUUACAAAGCUUGAUUCUCUUGGUAGUACUAGUAAUUGGCUACUGCUAUAUUCUAAGCUUUUUUUUCCUACCAAGAUGAUGUUUUUUUUUUUUUUUUUUUUUUUUUUUUUUGUCUCUUAUGUAGGCCUUUUUUACUCGUACUCUUGAAAUUGGAAGUAAUUGUUUUUUAAUUCAUGUGAACAUUUUUCACAUUGUGUGAACGUGUAUUUCUUCAUUAUUACUAUUAAAAAAUCAGGAAUGCAUUUUCAACCAAAGUGGUAGCUGCACCUUUAGCAACUAUGGACACUUCCUUUCUCGUUAUUGAGCCACAUAUAAUGCCUGAUUAUUUCUGCAAAAAAAAAGCAUUUAAUCUUAUUUUAUUAUCAUCAUAUCACUCUCAGAAAAAAAAAAAAAAAUCGACCUUAUAAAAAAUCGAAAUGAUAAUCAAUCAAUCCUUCUAAUUAAAAGCCAGCAUUAAAAUAGGAAUGAUCAAAUGACAACAGACAUAAAUUUUAUAAUUAAAAACAGCAGGGCUCUAUUAGUUAUAUAGUAUAUGUGGAUCCCAAAUUGUGACUGGACCAAAUUUGAUUUGAGUGUUUCAUUUAAAUGUUAUCUUAAAAACAUAGCAAUAAUGGAAUUGUAAAGUUCUAAUUUGGAUGAUUUUUGUUUUUAACUUUUAAAUUUGAAAAUGAAAAUUAAGCCAUUAAUUAAGCCACUCUCAAUUGCAACUCUCCUUUUGACGAUGGCAUUAUAGAAAUGUGUCGACUCACUGCAGCGCAGCGCUUGUGAUGGAUGUUGCUAAGCUCCAUUAACACUAUGCUUUUUCUUCAUUUGCGCCUAUACAAUUUACAAGGGAACUGUUAAGUGUCAAACUAGUUCUUAUCUCAUAUUACUUGUGUAUCUGCUAGCUUUGUUUUAUGUGUUCUUUAUUUAUUUAAUUUUUCAAUGCAUUUUUCAGGAACAAUGUUGUGUUUUGCUAUUUUUUUUUUCUUUUCUUUUUUUUCUUCUUCUUUCUCCUGUUCACUUUUGACAUUACUCAGAUGGAAUGAGGAAAUGUGCAAUACAAAAACAGGCAUCUCAUUAGUUAAGAACCGUUUUGAAAAAAAUGUUUUUACUUGUCAUUUUGACAAUUUUAUGUCAAAUAAUGCCUGGUUUUGUCCCAUAGUUUGUUUUUUUUUUCUUUUUUUCCUCCAAGUCAAAAUGAGCAUAUCAUGCCGCUCAAUAUGUCUUCAAAUAUGUUAUGCUGAAUGUUAAAAUCCCCUCAUAGAUGGACUCCUUCAGUCUACCGGCCACCCAUGACUUGAUUUCUGCAUUCACACUUUUUACCUACUGAACCGUGUCUUGCUUUAAGGGGUUUAGUGACCUCUCAUGGUGACCCAUGGUGAAUUAGUAUGGAAAUAAUAGGGAAGCAUGGGCAUAUCUUAUUCUCCAAGGCAUUUGUCAGUUCAGCCUGUCGAAUCACAAAUCUGAGAUGGUGGGGCAAAACCAUCAGCAGCUAUAUGAGCGCUGCACCACACACUGCCAACUGCUCGACAUGUCUCUUUGACAUCCGCCCCUACAUUGCACCGUUACCAUGGCAAACACGACUUCUCUAUCCUAAAUCCCAAUCAUCGACAGCAAGGACUUUCAUACUGUAUCAUUGUCAGUUUUCUUUUUACAUUUUUUUUUUAGCCUACUAAUAACUAAUUUUUAUUCUGGAAAUCCAGGUCUAAUUUUCAUAACAUGGACUGCAUAAAUUUGCUUCUCUUACUGUCUGAAUUCAUGAAUAUCUGAACUUGGAACGCAAGUACUGAGAGUUUUAAUGAAUUUUGCUUUGGUUAAAAAUGAGGAGAGUUAUAGACGACUGUCUUGGAGUUUUUGGUCAAGAGAACCAUUUUAUGAGAGUUGAAAUGUCUUCACUUUUCCUAUUUAAACAAAUUCUCUCAAAUAGAGGUUUGCUAUAGUUUCUUGCUUCAUGUUGUGUUUUCUUUUCUUUCCGUUUAUAUGGGAGAAUAUAUGGGAUAUAUUUACAGGAAUAUUCCAGGUUCUGUGACAUGCUUUCGAAAAUAAUUUCAUAAAAACAGACAAAAAUCAUUUGCACCAACACAAUCUCAUGAAGAAAACGUAACUAUUUUAUUAGGUGGCGACUUUAUACGAAUUUGCACAGAAAUGUAAAACCCAAUGCUAUGGUCCGCGUAACAAAAUUUUCGUCAUCAGGAGGGUCCGCGGACGUACGCGCGCUGCCCAAUUUUUGUGUCCGCAGGGAUUGUGUGCGUACAACAGUUUAUGUGCCAGUGACUUGAGCACUUGAAAACAAAGUCCACUAGAUGGAAGUGCACGUGCCGAACGCGUCUUUCCGCACUCAUGGCCAGAGGAGCAUUCGUUGAAAGGCUCGCGCACUCAAGCAUACCUGGAAAAUUAAGUAUACUCGGGCCUUAAGUUGUUCAGAAAUAAGCAUGAAGGUCCACCGUCACGAAUUCGUACUUUAUGAAUUCAAAACUCGCGAUAUUUAGAAAAAAGUAAACAUGAACGUCCAGCCCUAAAGGCCCAUGUAUACUUCAUUUUCCACGUUUCACUCCAUCUCGUGCACAGUUGAGCGAGCAAGACUUUCAAAUUAUACUCCUUUGGCACUAUCUAGUGGACUGCUGUUUUCAAGCGCUCAAGUCAUUCGCACAUGCGCUGUUGUACGCGGACCGUCCACGCGCUCUCAAAUAUUGGGCUGCACGUUGACGGAGUGUGCGAACGUCCGCGGACCCUCCUGAUGAUGAAAAUUAUGUCACGCGGAUGGCCGAAGACUUAAACCUAACUGUCAGUGGGUCCUAACCAGAUACAAAAACGUACGAAUGAGAUUGUACCAAUUCGCCAAAACAUAAAAUAGCUACGAAUUGCAAUGAAAGUGUGUUGGUUUGCACACAAAUUCAAAGUAUUGAACCUGGAACAUCCCAUAUCCUCCUCAAUCGGAAGAGACUGUUGUUAUUUUAAGAAAAGAUUGUUGGUAUAUUUUUUGUGUGUAUUCUGCGAUGGUUUGUGUACAGGAGUUUUUAAAUGGUGGAGAGAGAAGGUGAAUAGAGAGAAUGUUUGUUUAUGAUGUUUAGUUAGAAGGGAUUCCAGUCAGGUAAGGUUAGGCGCGAUUAAACAGUUCUAAUGGAUUUGUAGAAGUGUUCGCUGUGGAAAGAAAACCAAGGCUUUUUACGAUAAUUAGCACUUCAGAGAGCUUGAAGCAGCUCAUUAUGGUGUCACAGCGGCACUGCGUUGUCAUAAUAGCCCUAGUGAGGUGCUGUGUUCUAGAAUCACACUAGUUAUUUCUGUUGGAAAACUGACUGCAACUUAAUUCAAGUGAGCAGCUUUGUCUUUGAGGCCAUUGUUUUUUUCAAAACAUGACUCAGAGUACACAUGCUGAGGUUCUGAAACUUGCGAACGAAUAUCCAUCACAGCUCGCAGCUGCUGCAAGCCUCUUUAUAACAAUUAAAAAGUUGCUGACAGAAUGAUGCUGUAAAAGAAUAGGACUCCUCGUCUCCAGCCGCGGCAUCAGGAGCAGGCUACAUGCGCGCUGUGAAAUCAUAUUACCCGAGUGCUCUGUUAAUUACAGAUGCUUGGGAAGAGCGCUGUGAAUACAAAUGUCACACUGAUUGUGGAUGUCGAGCUGCCCGGGGGUUUGGAUCAGAUGCCGAGAUAGAUUGAUCAUGUCUCUAAUGGUUCACAGCAUGUCGAGAUGUAUUAACAUCAUCAAGAGGAAUCAUUUGAGCUUCCUGCAUCAGCAAAUGGCUGGAUUUACUGAGGCGUCUAUGUGUCGUGUUGGUGUAAAACAAAAAGAUGUAAGAAUGUACAUGAUCGAUUGUGUCUGGACGCUCUUUACAGGGCAAUCAAAUUGUGAGUUUCAUGCCUGAAAAAGUCAUGAAUGAAUUUGUAUUUUUGUAGUUGUGCUCAGCUCAAAAUGAUUUCAUUUUGAUUGGCAAGAAUUAAAUGAUUGGUAAUUGCGAAAGGAAGCUCAUUGGUUAAAAGGUGUGCGAAGUAUCAUGUAAUUAGCUAAAUAUGUCAAAAUGAUCAAUAAUCCGACUAACACGUCAUGUGACCUUACCUGGAUAGUAAGGAUGUAGGCCUAUAUUAGGCAUGGAUUAGGAUGGAGAGAGUCGUAUGUGUGCGCACUGUGAUGUAUGAAGUGCUUAAUGGGAGUUUGGUAGGUUUUUAAUUUUUUCUGCAUUCAUUUGCAUUAUUUGUGUUUGGUGUGAGGCGACAGGGCAUUUGUGUUCAUUUUGAUGCGAACAAGUGCAGAGAGGGAACAUGCUGCGGCAGUCUAAUCUCUUGCUGUUUUCUGUCCCUGUCUCUGCUUGGCUGUCUGCACUAAUUACCAUUCCUCUCCUCUUAAUUAACAGUCACAAAAAAUAAAAAAUAAAUUAAAAAAUAAACAGCAUGUAAUGUAACAGGCCGGUAAUGUCUCGCUUAAAAGAGUCUUUUGAUGAGCGUCACUUCUCUGAAAGUUAAAUUGAUUGAUUGCUUUCAUUAUGCACCCACUUAACAGACUACUGUCUGUGUGCAAGGGUUUUUAUUUGACAUCUUCUAAACAUUAUCUUACACAUGUACAGCAGAUUCUGUACAGGCAGUCUUUGUAAUCAAUGUACUCAGACUUCAAGUGAUUCUUCAAGCAAAGUUUAAUUCUCAGAUAGUAAGUGAAGAUGCCUAAAUGAGAUGCCACAUUGUUUCUCUGUUACAGACCAUUGGAUAUAAGGAAUGUUUGGAUGGAUAUUUGCAAACGUGUUCCAUUGGACAUAAUGAGAGAAAGCCUUGCAUUGAUAUUAUUCAGCGCUCAGCCAAAUCUACAUUUUGUAUACAUCUCUUUUAAAGAUCUAAAGGUCUACAGCUUCAGCUUUUAAUUUUCAGCAUUUUUGUUUUGUGAUUUUUACUUUACGUUUUGUUUUUGUACCUUUUUAUGUUUACAUUGUAUCUUGCAUUGUCCUAAUGGAAAACACAAUAAAAUGUAUCCUCCUUGUUCUUA